AGUUCCUUCUCGACGAUGAACUGGCGGCCGCCCCUCCCUCUUCUUCACCAAAUCUUCCCCAGAUCUGCUAUUUUGAUCAUCAAAACGAGGAGAUCGGAGCAUCCCCAAGUUGCUUGAGGAUGUUUGAGCCGGAUAAGUAUCCCGGCCUUGAUGAUUAUUACGAGGAGAAGCAUCGUGCUGUGCUAGUGGAAAGAGGGGAGGUUCCUCCAGUACUUCGUUUGAGAGGCCACAACCCACGUGAGUCCUUGAGGUAUGACCGUCGCUACGAGCCUUAUUUUAGAAGAAUGGAUCUUCUCCAGUUUGUGCUCAACUUUAAAGGCACACCACCAUGGCUGAACUCGACGGCCAUUACCGCCCUUACGGACCGUUGGAGACCGGAGACACACUCUUUUCACCUUGCUCUUGGUGAGAUGACCGUUACUUUGGAGGAUAUUGCGAUGAUCUCCGGUCUUCCGAUCGAGGGCAGGGCUCUUACCGGGAAGGUGAGGUCUGAGGGGUGGCGACAAAGGGUUGCAGGUUUGGUUGGUGUUGAACCUCCCCCGUGGAUUCAUGAAACAAAGAAGGAUCCUAGGCCAUCUGGUGUUUUGUUCUCGUGGCUACAAGAACAUUUUUAUGAGUGCCCAGAGAAUGCCAGUCCGGUUGUUGUAGAGAGGUACGCCAGGGCUUACUUAUGGAAUCUUUUGACCCAAGUGGUGUUUCCUGACGGCACGGGAGACACAGCCUUGUGGAUGUUCUUGGACCCUCUUCGUAACUGGGAUGUCAAGUGGAGUUGGGGGUUAGCGGCACUAGCCUUCUUGUACCGUCAGUUGGACGAAGCAUGUAUGAGGAGUAAGCCGAAAUCUUGUCUUGGUGGUUUUGUUUGGGCCCUACAGAUUUGGAUGUGGGAGCGUAUCCCUGUGGGCCGUAACUUUACCAUUGCUCCGGAAGAACCUUGGGAGUGGCCUUUUGACGGGGAUGAGGAGCGAUAUCCCACUAUCGCAUACACUUGGGCUAAUGUUCAAGUGUCGAGUAUCGCCGCCAUGGGGCGGUAUAAGGCAUACAUAAGCGAGCUUGACAUGCUUACUUACAACCAGGUUAAUUGGAGGCCGUACAUGGUACUUAGGCAGUUCCCUUUGAGCAAUAUGUGCCUUCGUGACCAACAUCUUUGACGUGUGCGUUGCCCCAUGAUAUGUUUUUUUACGGUGGAGUGGCAUCUUCCACAUCGUGUUUCGAAACAAUUUGGAGUACAACAACGCACCCCGCCGGAGUAUGUUGAGACAAGUGUGGUGCUACAUAGAUGAGAGUUUCUUGUACUA
This is a messenger RNA of Triticum urartu, 1295 nucleotides long. RefSeq names its product C2 and GRAM domain-containing protein At5g50170. Lineage: Eukaryota; Viridiplantae; Streptophyta; Magnoliopsida; Poales; Poaceae. The record is from RefSeq and is a predicted model, not a curated record.